GAGCGCUACCGAAAUGACCUUCAUCUGGCCAUACAGCUGCUGCAGUGCAAGCCGUCGACUUUCAUCUCCCGCCGACUGGAGACGCUGCCGGUGGACCUGCAGCAGAAGGUCAAGUCCUGCCUCAACAGCCAUCAGAAGGAGGCGCGCAAGCCCGACUUCAAGGUGAUCAAGGUGCCCAUCUCCACCUUCCCGCCCACGGCCAUGGUCUACGCCGUCGACAAGGCGGGCGAGGCGGAGGAGCCCGAGCCGGACGUGGCCGAGGACGAGCGUGUCUCGGCCGCCAUCCUGGCGCGCGUGCUGGAAGAGCGUGAGCGCGAGCGGACGGCCGGCUGCGCGUAG
This is a messenger RNA of Pollicipes pollicipes, 339 nucleotides long. RefSeq names its product tight junction-associated protein 1. Lineage: Eukaryota; Metazoa; Arthropoda; Thecostraca; Pollicipedomorpha; Pollicipedidae. The record is from RefSeq and is a predicted model, not a curated record.